AUGUCGGGCGCAUCACAGGCUCUCGAAGCCCUCUACAAGGCUCCCUCGGCUGAGGAGUGCCACGUCGCAGCGGAGCAGCUCGCCGAAUACAUCAAUCAGAACAGCCUUCGCGUUCUUCAGUCCGAGGGCGUUCUCGACAGCCUCCUCAAGGCUUCCAAGAACAAAAAGAGCGGAUACGAGCGCGAAGCUGCCGCCAUUGGUCUCGACGCCAUCUUCACCAAGGUCGGCGGCAAGAACGCCCCCAGCCCGCUCGGCGCAGAGCCUUGGCUCUUGUAUACCCUUCCUGCUAUCCUCGAGCUCUAUGCAGACAAGGGUGACGUUGUUCGUCAAGCCGCCGAGACCGCCGCUGGCUCGCUCCUCUCUCUGGUCCCUCCUGAGGCUGCUCCAGAGUUCCUUUCCGUUCUCUACGAGGUGCUCGGUUCCGGCAGCGCAAAGUGGCAGGCCAAGGUAGGCGCACUCAAGCUGCUCGGCCGUCUCAGUGGCUCGGCCAGCGAGCAGAUCGGCGAUGAACUCGUCGAGCUCAUCCCCUACCUCACCAAGGCCAUGCACGAGACCAAAUCAGAGAUCUCCAAGCAGGCGCGAAAGACCGCCAUCAAGGUCUGCGAGUCGUGCCUCGACAACAAGGACAUCCGACCUUUCAUUCCGGACCUUGUCGGCUGCAUGGCUCAGCCCGACGCCGUGCCCGAAUGCAUUAAAAAGCUGUCGUCCACCACCUUUGUCGCCGAAGUCACCGGCCCUGCGCUCGCCGUAAUGGUUCCCCUGCUCGCCCGUGCCCUCAACGAGCGAAGCCAGAAUGUCCAGCGACAGGCCGUCGUGGUCGUCGACAACCUCUGCAAGCUCGUCCGAGACCCGCAUGAGGCAGCCAAGUUCCUGCCUGAGCUCACUCCGGCCGUCGAGCGUAUCGAGAAGGGAGCCAGUUUCCCCGAGGUCCGUGAGCACGCCAAGAGCGCCCUCGACACCCUCAAUGCAGCCACCGCCGCUGUCGGCGUUGACGCCGUCACCGAGGACCCCAAGAAGAUCUUUGAUCAGCAACGCGGUGCUGCUCUCGAUGCUGUUAUUGCUGCUGUCCAGGCCCAAGUGCCCGAGGAGCACGCCAACCUCAAGAGCGAUGCUUUUGCCCUUACUGGCCUCGAGUACCUCGCCAAGUCCAUUGUCCGCCUCGCCAACAAGCGUGUUCUCCACGCCAGCGCAUGGGACGAUGUCUAUGUCCAGCCCUACCUCCGCCGCAUCUGCAAGGAUGCUGAGGCUGCUCAGGUGGCCACCGCCGAUCUGCGCAAGACCUACAUCGAGCUCGACAAGGCCCGCUUCGGCAACUCGGAGGAGGAGGACGACGACGAGGCUGGCGAGUGUCUUUGCCGUACCGAGUUCUCGCUCGCCUACGGUGGUCUCCUCUUGCUCAACCACACCACUCUGAAGCUGUACCGCGGUCACCGAUACGGUAUCGUUGCUGCCAACGGUAGCGGUAAGUCGACGCUGCUCAAAGCUAUGCGCGACGGCAAGGUUGAGGGCUACCCGACGCAGGACCAGGUCCGUACCCUCAUGGUCGAGCACAGUCUCCAAGGCGAGGAUGGAUCCACGCCCAUCAUCGACUUUAUCGCCAAUGACAAGAAGCUCGUCGGCAAGUCGCGUGAGGAGGUUGCCGAGAAGCUGCGUGAGGUCGGCUUCGACGACGAGAAGCAACAGAACCCUGUUUCAUCGCUCUCCGGUGGUUGGAAGAUGAAGCUUGAGCUCGCCCGUGCCAUGCUCUCGGAUGCGGUCGUCUACCUGCUUGACGAGCCCACCAACCAUCUCGACGUUGCGUCCAUCGCCUGGCUCGAGAACUUCCUCGUCACCAACAACCAGAUCACCGUCGUCACCGUCUCGCACGACUCGGGCUUCCUCGACAACGUCUGCACCGACAUCAUCCACUACGAGAAGAAGAAGCUGCGCUACUACAAGGGCAACCUUUCCGACUUUGUCAAGACAAAACCAGAAGCCAAGGCGUAUUACUCGCUGGCCGCGACCACGGUCAAGUUCUCGUUCCCGCCGCCCGGUUCGCUCAUGGGUGUGCGCUCCAGCACGCGUACAAUCCUCAAGAUGUCCAACUGCACCUUCACCUACCCUGGCAUGACCAAGCCCUCGCUCAACGACACGUCGUGUGCCAUCAGCCUCUCGAGCCGAGUCGGUGUGCUCGGUCCCAAUGGUGCCGGCAAGAGUACGCUGAUCAAGGUGCUGACGGGCGAGACGGUGCCGCAGCAGGGUAAGGUGGAGAAGCACCCCAACCUGCGUAUUGCUAUGAUGGCGCAGCACGCGUUCCACCAUUUGGAGCAGCACCUGGAGAAGUCGGCCGUCGAAUACAUCGCGUGGCGCUACCAGGACGGCCACGACCGAGAGAUGACCGAGAAGGCUUCGCGAAAGAUGACCGAUGAGGAAAAGGCGCAGAUGGAGGUGCCGAUCAAGUCCAAGACGGGCGAGUCGCGCAAGGUCGAGUACAUUGUGGGACGACAGAAGCUGAAAAAGUCGUAUCAGUACGAGAUCAAGUGGGUCGGCUUCGAGCACCGCAACAACUCGUGGAUCCCACGCGAGCGUCUGCUCGAACUAGGCUUCAGCAAACUCGUGCAGCAGUUUGACGAUUUCGAGGCGUCCCGCGAGGGUGCCGGUUCGCGCGAGAUCAGUGUCAAGCUCAUCCGUCAGCACCUCGAGGCGGUGGGUCUGCAGGGCGAGAUUGCGCAGCACCACGCCGUUGGCGGCUACUCGGGUGGUCAGAAGGUCAAGGUGGUGCUGGCUGCUGCCAUGUGGAACAACCCGCAGGUGCUGGUGCUCGACGAGCCGACCAACUACUUGGACCGCGAUGCGCUCGGUGGUCUGGCCACGGCGAUCCGCGACUGGGCGGGUGCGGUCGUGAUCAUCUCGCACAACAUGGAGUUUGUCGGCGCGCUGUGCCCAGAGAUCUGGAACGUCGACCAUGGACGCAUCAUUUCGAGGACUAAGGCGCAGGUCGCAGAGGGUGCCUUCUUGGACGAGAUGGAAAACGCCUCGACACCGGGAGCCUCGGUGCCGGGCACACCCAUGCCGGGCAGCACGGCGGCCUCACGCCUCGCAUCCAAGGCGGGCACGCCUGCCUCGUCGGCAGCGCCUACGCCGGCUGGCUCGGGCGAUGAAGGUGACCAGGACAUGUCCAAGUUCAAGGCCAAGAAGGGCAAGAAGAAGCUCACGCGUAACGAGAAGAAAGCGCAGGAAGAGCGUCGUCGUCUGCGUCUCAGCCGCUGGCUCACGUACGGUGGUGACCGUGAGCCCGAUACCGACGACGAGUAG
This is a messenger RNA of Sporisorium graminicola, 3294 nucleotides long. RefSeq lists its product as uncharacterized. Gene Ontology annotation, molecular function: ATP binding; ATP hydrolysis activity. NCBI's taxonomy places the organism in Eukaryota, Fungi, Basidiomycota, Ustilaginomycetes, Ustilaginales, Ustilaginaceae. The coding region runs from base 1 to 3294 and encodes 1097 amino acids. The record is from RefSeq and is a predicted model, not a curated record. The transcript has a single exon.